Schistosoma haematobium is the source of this 3269-nucleotide messenger RNA. RefSeq lists its product as uncharacterized. The coding region runs from base 958 to 2322 and encodes 454 amino acids. NCBI's taxonomy places the organism in Eukaryota, Metazoa, Platyhelminthes, Trematoda, Strigeidida, Schistosomatidae. The transcript is spliced from 8 exons. The record is from RefSeq and is a predicted model, not a curated record.
ACCUGCUCUAGUUCAUUUGAAAAUUGAAUAUCUUAAAUGAUAACUUAUUCUUUAAAAGAGUAUUUAGUGGGGCCGAGAUUCUAACUCCAAGUAGAUCGUAUAAAUGAUUGAUGUCGAAAUGUAUGUAUCACUUAUCCUCGUAUAUAAUCAUCUACUUAAAUCGCCUUAGUCACUAACGGAAUUAAAUAAGUCAAAUAACGAGAAUGGAUCAUUGAAUACACAUUUUGUAUAUGAAGCGAAUAGAAUGCAGAGAAGCGAAUCGAUGCGCAAUGUAGAUGGUGGGUAAGCCAACUCCAUUUAGUCAGGCGUUAAUCAAUAUUUUAGUCACACAAAAAUAGGCUACAUACAUGUGAUGAAUGGGAUAAGAAAUGUACACACACAUAUGCGCUCAUAUAAAAAUAGUCAACAUUGAUAAGCGAAUAAUCAACAAGGUCAAAAUAUGACUCAAGUAGAAUGAAUAGAUUGGCCUGUCCGAAAACCAGAAUAAGGUGUAUGGGCUUCACAUAAUAACCGACACUACAAGUAUGAUAAUGAUUGAUGUUUUGAUCGGUUUUUAUGGAUAACCUCAUUGAUGAAAACAAAAUGUACAUUUUUUCAAUUAUCUCUUAUCAUUAAAAAACAGAAAAUUUGUCAUUUGGAUUAUAUGAAUUACAAGUUCUAAAGAAGAAUAUUCAUUUUUUAAUCAAUCGAUAAUCUAUAUACUUCAUAAUUAUGUUCAUUGAUACAUUUAUUAUUAUCUGUCCUAAUUUUAUUUUUUAUUAGUGUGUACCUCUUCCGGGUUUUGGUUUUAAACGAGGUGGUUAUCAAUGUGUUUGUCAACCAGGACAUCGUUUACCAUAUGAACAAAAUGGACCAUUUCGUGGUGUUGAUAUUGAAGCGGCAACUGAAGAAGAAUAUCGUAAUAAUUUUGAUUGUAUUGCAGUUGGUUGGCGUGAAGUCAUACCUGAAGAAACUGGUAUGAAAAAUAAUUUAGAAAGAUUUCGUCGUUCAAUAGGUCAACAAACAAGUACAUUAUGGAAUAGAUUUAAAGAUCCAUCGGUUCAUUUAUUGAACAUGAUAUUAACAACAUUUGGAUCAUUCAAGCAGAAUAUCUUCCCAACACCACCAAAAUUAGAUGAAUCACUAUUAAUCAAUGAAAUAUCGGAUAAACCAUUUAAAACAACUAAUUUAGAUGACCAACCAUUAGAUCGUCUUGUUCCUGGAUAUCGAUCAGUCUCACAUUUGCUACCAUUGGAACAAAACGAUUUUAAUUUAACGUAUACAGAAGAUGUUUAUGAAGAUGGAUUUUUUGACAAUGAUACUUAUAUACUUAUCAAUAAACCAAGUAAUAUAGAUAGUAAGGAUCAGUCAAAUAACAUCAACAAACGCGUACGACGAAAUGUUGAUACACCAUUUUAUACAGUAGGAGUUGGUACAGUAUUUGAUGCAGACAGGUAUUUUGAAGUUCAACGUUUAAUUGCACAUGUACGCAAAGUGACUAGUCAAAAUUGUCAUCUAAUGACAGCGGAUCAAUUAAUUUUACCAGGAGAAGUUAGUUAUGGUGUUGAGAAACAAUUUGAAAUGGUUGGAAGAACAGCUCUACGUUUAUCACAUUUUCUAAGUGCUUAUUAUCAAAAUAAUGUUGUUGGUGAACUUUACGGAAGUUUAAAAACUGGUUUUCCAAUUAAUCGUUUUCAAUUAUUUGGUGAAGUUUUUGCCAAUGUUUUAUCAAAUUUUGAUAUUGUAUCAAGUGGAAUAUUUUUUGAUUAUCAAAUGUUUACUGAUCAUGAUGGUACAACAUGGGAUCUAUUUGCUCCAUAUGCGUAUAAACCACUCUUGGCAACCCAAGCAGCUGAGGCAAUUGAUAUGAGUAUAAAUGCCUAUCGAGACUAUACAGAAAAACCAUGGUUUCGAACAUUGAAGUCAAGAUGGGCAUCAAGCCGUCAGAGCUUAGAGCGAAUUACAGCGAAACCAUAUAUAAGAAGUGAUGUGAAUGGUAGUCAACUACAACGUUAUUUCACAUUUCCCAUCUAUUAUCGUGUACCACAUUAUGAAGAAGGUUAUUGGACACAACCAUAUUUCGAUUGUGAUGGUCUGGUAAAAGAUUGGCUUAUUACAUAUGCAACGCCAUUUUUCGGUGUUGUCGGUGAAGAAAAAGCUUUAAGAUUUAUGGGUGUUGUAACUGCUUCUGUAAAGCUAACAUCAUUGGAUAUAAAUCAAUGCCCUCAAUCGUUUUAUACACCAAAUUUCUUUAAAAAUACAGCAAGAUGUGAUUUCCGAAGCACAUAUGUAUGUUCUACCCUUUGUUUAUCCAUGCAUUUGAUAGAAUAUAUAUGUAUGUAAUGAACAAACACUCCAGUGGAAUAGACGAAUUUACUGUUUAAUACGUAAUCAUACAGCGAUUUAGUAAAAUGUUCAAGUCAUGCAUCACUUGCACAUCUUUGUUUUAUCUCACAAGUUUCACGGUUUUUUGAUCGCUGUUGUUAUCCUGAUGGCGUUUACUUUCCUUCUCUCUUCACUUCAUUCUUAUCUUCCCAAUCUUCUGCUGCCAGGCAUUCCACUCCCGUCUGGUGGUACAUACUACUUAUAUCUACAAACACAAGUAGUGCAUACCAUAUAUUUAAAGAGAGAGAGAGAGAUCAACAUGAUUCGACUAGUCAUAAUAAAGAUCACUUAAGAUGCAAACUGAUAUCAAAUUAUUUUAGUCCAUACAGUGGAAUGAAAACAUUGUUUAUUCAACAAGUUUACCAAAAUGGCUCACCUAUGGAUAUAAAACUAAAAAAAUCUAACCCCGUUUCAUUACUAAAAGAAAUUACAAUAAUUCUUCAACUUGAUUAAAGCAGAAAUAACUUAGAUUAUUAUACUGUUCAUAACAUUUUACAUAGCAACAUAAAUAUUUAUAAAUGUAUCCUGUGCAAAUUAAUACCAAGACAUUAUUUCUCAUCUGGUAGUUAUAAAUGUGAAUGCCGUCAAGGUUUCGAAUAUCCAUUGAACGAUCGUACUUGGUAUUUUCAUGGCGAAAUGAUGGAACGUGAAUAUCAAUUAAUGUUAGCUGGUAAACCGAAUCGUUAUGAAUUAUUACGAUGUCGUCAAGGUGUCGCAAGUGGAUUAUCUAGUUCAUCAGUUGUAAUACUUGUAUUGGUCAACUUUAUAGUGAUUUAUUUGCAUUCAUUAUAACUAAACAAUCUUGAAGUAUUUUUCCUUAAAUGAUAAUAAUAACAAUACACUAACUUAUUAGCAUGUAAUUUUUAUUUUCUGAAAUAUUUCGUAAAUAAAAUGUUUACUACUUA